GAUACUAACAUCAAAAAAAUCAUGUGGAACAUAAUAUUAUGCACGAUCGUGAGCUUGGUGGCCGGCAAGCAGGUCACUUUUGAGAAUUACAAAGUCUUCAACAUUGCUGCGGAUGCACCAAUGCAGACUCAGUUGUUAAAUCGUUUAGCACAUAUUUCUGAUGGAUUUUCUUUCUGGAAGGCAUCGUCUGUGAAUAAACAAAUGCAACUUAUGGUAGCCCCAUACAAGCUGUCCGAAUUCUACGAAAUGAUGGCGCAGAUCCAAGCACCAUACGAAGUUUAUAUUGAGAAUGUUCAGACAUUAAUCAAUCGAGGAACGCCAGCGAAUGUAUCAAUGGAAUUUGAUUUUAAAAAUUACCAUCCUCUCAAGACAAUUUACAAGAAUCUAGAUGACAUGGCAAAGCGAUAUCCCAAUAUAGUACAAACUAUAGUAGGCGGCAAGACGUAUGAAAAACGUGAAAUCAAAGGCGUUAAGAUUUCUUAUAAAGCCAACAAUCCUGGAGUUUUUAUUGAAGGUGGCGUUCAUGCCAGGGAAUGGAUUUCGACAGCAACUGUAAUGUACAUCUUCCAUCAAUUGCUGACAAGCAACAACACGGAGGUCAGGACUCUGGCUGAGAGCCAUGAUUGGUAUAUCUUUCCAGUGUUCAAUCCCGAUGGAUACGUGUAUACGCACACUACGAACCGAUUCUGGAGGAAGACACGUAAGCCAUACGACAACUGUUAUGGUGCUGACCCCAACAGAAACUGGAAUUACAAAUGGAACACUGCAGGUUCUAGCAACGACACAUGCUCCGAAACUUAUGCUGGACCUGCUCCGUUCUCUGAAAUUGAGACAAAAAGCAUGUCCAAAUAUAUCAAUUCUAUUUCCAAAAAAUUUUACGCGUAUAUUGCGUUCCAUAGCUAUUCGCAACUAUUGAUGUUUCCUUAUGGUUACACAACAGAUCGUGUUGAAAACUACGAUGACUUGUAUAAUAUUGGCAUGAAAGCGAUUACAGCUCUCGCAAAGAGAUAUGGAACUGAAUACGCAGUUGGAAGUAUUGCUGAGACAAUAUAUUUGGCUUCUGGAAAUACUGUCGAUUGGAUAAAAGGCAUGUAUAACAAAUCUAUCAUCUACAUUUAUGAAUUACGUGAUCAAGGUCAAUAUGGCUUUUUAUUGCCUCCUGAGCAAAUUAUUCCAACUGGAGAAGAGACUUUAGAUUCUGUCAUAGCCAUCCUUAAAGAAGCAACCAUGCUAAUAGAUAUGGUUGAAGUUUCCAAGACCUAAUGCGCACAACAGAAAGAGUUUAUAACGCGAAUUCAUAGUACCAAC
Molecule: messenger RNA, 1308 nt
Organism: Cyphomyrmex costatus
Lineage: Eukaryota; Metazoa; Arthropoda; Insecta; Hymenoptera; Formicidae
Product: zinc carboxypeptidase
Exons: 7
Coding region: 22-1263 (413 amino acids)
Biological process (GO): proteolysis
Molecular function (GO): zinc ion binding; metallocarboxypeptidase activity
Source: RefSeq, a predicted model, not a curated record